AUGACUAAUUUACAAAGGACAGAAGCAAGUGUUGAAACAAUAACUAAACAUCAAAUAUUAUCUGAAAAUUUAUUGACAAGUGAUAAUGUCAUGAAAAAAUCUCAAAAAUUUAAUGGUUUUAUUAAUAUUAAUAAUCGAACAGAAAAUUUACUAUUUAAAGAUUGGUUUGAAUAUUUUCGUUUAUUUGCUGAUGCAUUUAUUACAAUGCUUGUGGCUAUUGACGAAUCAGAUAAUGAAAAUGUUUAUCAUCUCCAAGAAUCAUAUCAUGCGAAAUUAGCAACAUAUCGUAAAUUAACUAAUGAAACGAACGAUAUAGGCUUAACGUCAUGUACAAAUAAUUUAUUCCUUGAAAAAAAUAUAAAAAUCUCUUCACCAAAAUUGAGUCAGGAGUGGGUACCAUCGAUUCGUUUAGAUUUUAUGCCGGAUAUUAUACAACCAUUUUUAAAACGGCUCUUAGAAAUAAAACGAAAUGAUUUAUAUGAUCUAAUGUUAACUGGUACUGUUUAUCUUGUACCAAAAAAUCGAUGUUCUAGUAAAAUUAGUGAUAUAUAUGAAAAUAUUGAUAAAUAUUUGCAAAAUUUAAUUGAAGUAAAGAUGAAUAUGUUUCAUCGACAAAAAUUAUCAAAACGUUUAAUAGAGAGUGAACUUGGAGAACAAUUUUGUUGUUUAUUUGAAAAAUAUUUUGUGAUAAAUUACGAAUCAAAUGAAGAUUUCGAGACAUACGUGUACAAAUUUUAUAAUCAAUUCUUUUUAUAUGAUCACGAAAUAUUAUUUGUAAAGAAAUUAGUAUUUGAAUUAAUAACAACUGAUAAAUAUUUAGACGAAAAGGAUAAGAAUCAUCAUGUGUAUGAAAAACAAUCAGACAUUUCUACGUUCAUGCAAGCUCUAUCAAUGUUAGAUUGUACAAUGUUAUUUCUCGAAACAAUUAUAGAAUACAGUGCAAAUAAAGAUCUUGAAGAAACAAGACAAGAACAUGAACAAUUACUUGAAAUUUUUGCGUUUUUACUGCAAAAAAAACGUAAAAUAGCGUCACGACAAACGCUAACGGCGCCACGGCCGACUUUUGCAUUUUCAAAGCCAAAAAUAAGAACUCAAAGGCAAAACUGA
This is a messenger RNA of Didymodactylos carnosus, 1107 nucleotides long. Lineage: Eukaryota; Metazoa; Rotifera; Eurotatoria; Philodinida; Philodinidae. The record is from the annotation of a GenBank genome assembly.